Messenger RNA from Paramuricea clavata, 1375 nucleotides. NCBI's taxonomy places the organism in Eukaryota, Metazoa, Cnidaria, Anthozoa, Malacalcyonacea, Plexauridae. The record is from the annotation of a GenBank genome assembly.
AUGAAAAAAAUCUUAUCUGGUGAAUAUAUCGUUGGAUACCAAAUAGUACCACGAAAGGUUUGUGUAAUAAUACUUCACAUUUCUAGUGCAAUAGUUGCAAUUCUUAACUCGAAUUAAGGGCUUAACUCGAAUUAAGGGCUUAACUCGAAUUAAGGGCUUAACUCGAAUUAAUGGGCUUAGCUCGAAUUAAGGGCUUAACUCGAGGGGCUUAACUCGACGAUUUGCUACCCCUACUUCCCUACUUAUACAGUAUACAGUAUACAGUAUGUCUAUAACUCAAUAGUGUACUAAUCAGUGUGGUGCAACAAUCUGUUACAGUAAGUCGGUAAUUUAAAGUAGGCCAAAGUAAACAGAAAUUGUCCCUGCCAUAGUGCAUAAUUACAUAGGUGUAAAGGCACUUUGCAACAAGAUACAAUAAUUAUAAAUGCAGAUUCUGUAGUUUUGCCGCACCAGUUAUGAUAUAUAUUGUAAAUUAGGCAAAAUAAAAAUUAAAUUUACUGAUUUCCCAAUUUUAGUAUGUAAAGAUGGUACUUAGUGAUUUUGGAGAGGUGGUGAAAACGGAGUUUGUGGUGGAUGGACGAAAACAGCCCUCGCUUGAAACAAGAGAAAUAAUGUUGUCAAAUCAAGAAAAAUAUAUGAGGCAGAGGACUGAUGCUGAGCAUGAAAAGACGAAAAAUGAUAGUCUGACAACCUUGUUGACAACUGUUGAUGAAUAUGUAGCAGGAGAAAAUGAGGACAAAAUGCGAGGUAGGCAGAAAGGUUUGCCGUGUACUGGAGCUGGUACAAUCUUAAGACUGCAUGAAGGUGUACUAAUUCAAACAAACCAGUAUUUGGAAAGAAAUUCGACACAAAAGUUAAAUUAAUUAAUGGACCUUUAUUACCGUUGUAUAUAGAAAGAACAAGGCACCUAAAGAUGUGGCAUGACCUUUCAACAAUUGCUAAUCAUGGUCACUUGGUUUUUAUGGUGUCAUGUCUUUAUGAUCCUGCAGUACACUACACCAAUGAAGAGUAUCGAAACAUCACUGGAAGUGAAAAUGUAGAUAUCCAAAUGAAAGUUCAGACACCUGAGGUCUACAUCGUUGUAAGGUCAGGAAGCUCAGAUUUUGCACAGCUUGCUUACAUUGACACACGACUUCAGUGCCUGCAGGACAUGAGUUUUAAACUGAAAACAAAUUCAGCAAAUGAUCUUACUGAUGCAAUGCGGUUAUUACACGACGAUAGCCCAGCUCGUCAUCUUGAAUCUGGUCAACAAAAAGGAGGUAACUUUUAUUGCUCUGGAUGUGGUGCAAAUGCACAGCAGGCAUAUCACCUGGAUAUUGUUUUUUUCCAUUACUUGUCUUUGUUUGACCGACAACAAUUGGUGCUCGCUGGAUAG